Molecule: messenger RNA, 1011 nt
Organism: Drepanopeziza brunnea f. sp. 'multigermtubi' MB_m1
Lineage: Eukaryota; Fungi; Ascomycota; Leotiomycetes; Helotiales; Drepanopezizaceae
Source: RefSeq, a predicted model, not a curated record
AUGUGCAAUGCUAGGAAUAGAAGAACUCCGUUAUUAUCAAAAACUUGCAUCGAUCUCCUUUUAUUUAAGGAUCUUUCCCGCCCGCCCGAGACUUGCAUCGACAUCCCUUCAUCUAAAGAUCUCUUUCGCUCGCCCCAGACCCGAACCGAAUUUCCUUUCGAAAAGCUUUCCCGCCCGCCCGAGACGUGCAUCGAUAUCCCUUUAUCUAGGGAUCUUUCCCGCCCGCUUAAGACUUAUAUCGACUUUCAUUUUAAAGAAUUUCCGUGCCCGCUCGAGACUUGCAUCGACCUCUCUUCAUCUAGGAAUCUUUCUCGCUCGCCCGAGAUCCGAACCGACUUUCCUUUCGAAAAGCUUUCCCGCCCGCCCGAGACUUGCAUCAACUUCCCUUCGUCUAAAGAUCUCUCUCGCUCGCCCCAGACUCGAACCGACUUUCCUUUUAAAAAGCUUCCGUGCCCGCCCGAAACGUGCAUCGACAUCUCCUCAUCUAAAGAUCUUUUCCGCCCGCCCGAAGCUCGAACAAACCUUCUUUUCGAAGAUCUUGCGUGCUCGAUAGAAACACGUAUUAUACUCUUUCCCGACGGUCUCUUAUGCUCGAUAAAAACACGCAUCGGAUUUCUAUCUAAAGAUUAUUCACAUUCGAUAUUAACACGCACCGAGCUUUCUUCCGAAGAUCUUUCGGCCUCGAUAGAAAUACGUAUUGUAAUCUGUUUAAAAGAUCCGUCGUGCUCGCUCGAGAUUCGUAGUGAUCUUGGUGAUGCAACCGGUCUUGGCGUUAGCGGGAAUAUCAUCUGUGGUGACAUUGGUAUUGGUGAUCCUAGUGGUAGGUAUCUUAUUGGUGACUAUAAUGCUGAUCUUGGUGAUGCAGCCGGUCUUAACGUCGUCGAGUAUCUCUUUUGUGGUGAUGAUAGUAUGCGCAGCGGCGAUAGUGCUUUCGGCGGUGGUGAUCUGCCCGUCGAUCGGGGCAUCAGAGGUCGGUCCCAAAAGGCGAUAUCACGAGUGCUAGGCCCGUGA